UGUCAGAAUUAUAACGCAAAAAAAAUGACAAAGAUUAUUUCUUUCAUUGAUAUGGUUGCCUCAUAUCUGAAGUCUGAAGUCGCAAUUACCGGUUCCUGCUGCAAAUUUCUUUCAACUGCGCUUUUCUUCUCAGGACAAUACAGUCUCGGAGGUGGGUCUCGAUUCGAGGAGUUCUACACACUCCCUCCCGGCUUCUCGGUAGAGAACUUCGAUGCAAACUCAGUCCAAUUUGAUGAUUCGACUCCAGCGAAGAUGGAACCAACCGGUUGGAUCGUUCGCGAUGCAGAACUACUUUAUAUUCCGUCACCCUGCAUCUCUCGCUUGUCGUUGUCCGCAAAGCUCGUCCGUCCAGGAUUCGUAGAAUUCUCUUACCGUAUGCCGAAGAACAAUCGAGCACUUUCACUUCAUGUCGAUGUUCGAAACCAGCAAUGUCAAAGUUACAGAGAGGCGAUGCAGUCGAUGCUCACGAAGUACGCGGGAAGUGCAAAGGCUCAUAGAGACGAGUCAAACGGGGACUGGCAGAAACGGACCGUUGACCUUCGAACUGGCUCCAAUGUCGUAAGCUGGACAGUGACCAACAGCGCUGGAGCGAAGGCACCGUCCGAGCCAAUUCGAAUCUCAAGAAUCGAUAUUCUCGGCCUGGCAUUCACGCGAGAGUGCUCUUUAUGUCCGCCGGGUACUUCAUCUGAUGGUGGCGCAGCCGAAUGUGCCCCCUGUGAUCCCGGAUUCUAUGCUCCGAAAGGGGCUGCGAAAUGUGGGCGAUGUCCACAGACACAUUUUUCAGGCCCGAAGGCUGAGCACUGCACCGAACGUCCAGCAUGUCGUCCAACUGACUAUUAUCCUGUCACUGAACCUUGUACAAAUGGGACGACUCGCACCACCUACAAAAAAGUGCAGCCAGCUGUGUGUCGUGCUGAUGUGCUCGCAUUUCAGCUUCCUGCACCGAGUGCCACUAGAGCAUGCCCACCAUGCAAUCCCGGAAUGGCCAAAGAUGCGAACGGAGUGUGCGUCUUUUGCCCUUCUAAUCACUACUCUCAAGGCGACGCGUGUGUCCGAUGUCCGGUCGAGACUGUGCCCAUCUAUGGCUACGAGUACGUCGAGUGGGAUACCACCCCACCAAAUAUCGUCACCCGCUGCGAAUACAUAAGUGAAGAAGUUAAUACGGUGUGCGAUAUCGGGGAGGCAUGGUUAGCUUCCGGCACUGCCCUCGUUUCGGCGCCAUCUCUACAAAGAGGAAUUGCUCUGGAGUUUGAGCUUACAAUUACUGAAGGUUUCUCCAACCCCUUGGCGCCACCCGAUAUGCUACCGUCGCCUCAGGCUCCAAUAGCGCACUUUUCGAUCGUUUUCGAGACAAGCUGUGCUGAUAGCUCAUGCGUUUUAUAUGUCAUAGAGGUGAGCUAUUCCAUUUCUCUCCCUCAGAGAUCAAAUUGUCUAUGUCAUUACAGAGUCCAAUGGAGCACACAAAAUCGUCACAGUAUCGGUUCCUGGCGGCUUUCAACGGCAGUCAGAACGCCCACGAAGAGAAUGAUUCAACAAAAGCUAGGUGUAGCGUUUCUGCGUUCUGGAGCAACGUCAGGCGAGGAUUCAAUCUUGGAUCAGGCUCGAAUUCUGUCCAUAAAUGUCACGAAUAUCGGAUCAAACGGAGGAGUUCAAGGAGGUGGAGCCAGCAGAUGUCUUCCAUGCCCGAAAGGUCAACUUGGCAAAUGUGUACCAUGUCCACCCGGACACUAUAUGACACCAAAAGCACACGAAUGCGUCGUUUGUCCCAUAAACACGGUGGUUAAUACUUCGUCUGAUCGAGUGGGGUUACAGAGUUGCAUAGGGUGUGGGGAGAACUUGCAUUCGUUAGAUGGAGUCACCUGCAGGUCUGGAGGAUUCCUUCCCAUGAAUCAUUUCAGAACAUGGACUGCAACAGGCGUGAAGGUGUUUGCGAGAGAAGGAGCUUCCUAUUACCAUUCUUUCAACUUUUCGCUGUUCGGCAAGAAAAUUCAAUGUCAAGAAGUGUACGAUUCCAGUAACUCCUUCUCACUGAAGGGGAUGGAUGAAAAAUCUCGUCCAAUCGACAUACAUAUGUGGUUCGACUCCGUGGGAGCCACGUCAGAAGCUUGCCCCAGGGGGAACGCCCUUGUCGUCACGGCUAGAUGCAUGCCUAGCAAGAAAAAUCCUGAGAUUCGCCUGCCUCACACUUGCCCUGAUGGAACCUGCGACGGUUGUCUUUUCCAUGCUAUCGUAGAAUCGGUUCAGGCCUGUCCCGUCUGUGAGCCUGGUGAUUACGAAAUGAUUCGAGGUGAAUGCACAAAUGGACAGCAAACCAUUCAUCAUAUACCUGACAAGCACUGCGUACUGACGGGAAAGGAAGCACUGUCAAGGACUGUAGCCUGUUCAACGCUGUCGGAGAAGGAGAAGUUGAUGUUGAGCACUGGCGUGCUCGCUUUUAUCAUACUCUGCAUUGCUCUGAUCAUCAUCUGUCAAAGAAACAGGAGGUUGGAAUACAAGUAUACUCGCUUAAUUGAAUCACGCAAUGGUGAACUUCCUGCAGCAGAGACUUGUGGUCUGGAAGAUGACGAGGACGACGAGGCAGCCGACAGGGUGAUUUUCGCCAAAGGGCGUCGAAAGAUUUUCGGUGGUCGAGAUACGGAAGCUUUCGUACCUCUCGAGAACGAAGACUGA
Haemonchus placei is the source of this 2670-nucleotide messenger RNA. The record is from the annotation of a GenBank genome assembly. NCBI's taxonomy places the organism in Eukaryota, Metazoa, Nematoda, Chromadorea, Rhabditida, Trichostrongylidae.